AUGAACGCAGGUGUCUGUGAGGUUGUGGAAGGCUUGGCGACCUGCGUGUGUCCGGUAGGCUUUGUGGGCCCGUUGUGCGAAGUCGCUACACCAUCAACAACACCCUCAGCCUCACUGUCCGCGGCUGCAUCGGUCUCUCCGACUGCCUCGGUCAUACCGUCUCCCGCGGCCAAUCCGUGUCUGGCCCAACCAUCCCCCUGCGCCAAUGGGGGUGUGUGCACACAGGUCGAUGUGACGACCUUACCGGGUGUGGGUGCGGCUCAGACCGGGUUCACCUGCGAGUGUGCCACCGGGUUUGAAGGCCCUACAUGCGAGGGUGUGGUGGAUCCCUGUCUAGUCCAGCCGUGUCUCAAUGGCGGCGUGUGUACGGCCAUCGGUAAUAACAGCACUUUUAGCUGCAUCUGCGUGCUCGGGUUCACGGGUCCUACCUGUGCGGUGAGUCCAUCUCCCACCACCUCAGCCUCUCCGUCAAACACCCCAAUUCCCACCCCCUCCCUGGUCAACGGGUGCUCGAGUAGUCCGUGUGUCAGUGGUAAUUGUACGGCAACUGGAGGUCUGGACUUCACGUGCCAGUGCGCGUUGGGGUUCGCCGGUGUUGUAUGUGACACACCCGUCAUAUUGUGCGAUCCCAAUCCGUGUCAGAACAGUGGCACGUGCGCACAAGCCACACCCGAGACCAAUGCCACAUGCACAUGUCCCGAGGGGUUCACGGGACCGACCUGCGGAGUGGAGAAUGGGUGCACAGGUCAACCGUGUGGGGCGAAUGGGAACUGCACAGCAACGGAUGGUCUGAGCUUCGAAUGUGCGUGCGAUAUAGGAUUCACCGGCGCUCGAUGCGACGAGACGGUCCAGUCGUGCGAUCCCAACCCGUGCCAGAAUACCGGCACCUGUAGUCAGGCAACCCCCGAGUCCAACUAUACGUGUGCAUGCCCUGCUGGCUUCACAGGGACCGUAUGUGAAAUAGCCCCCACACCCACACCCACACCCACACCCUCACCCACACUCUCAUCCACACCCACGCCUUCGGUCUCGGCACUCAACGGGUGUACCAUCAAUCCGUGUGCCAAUGGAAACUGUACGGCCGCCACGGGGCUGAACUUCACCUGUGCGUGCGACGCCGGGUUCUCAGGCGCGCGCUGUGAUGUGCUGUCGUGCGGUCUAACCACCUGUCAGAACAACGGCACCUGCACGCAGACCACACCCGAGACUAACUACACAUGCUCGUGUGUAGAAGGGUUCACCGGACCCGACUGUGAGGUCGUCAAUGGAUGUGCCGGGCAGCCGUGUGGGGCCCAUGGGAACUGCACGGCCCUCGCGGGUCUGAACUUCACCUGUGCGUGUGAUCUCGGGUUCACCGGCGACGUGUGCGACGAGCAGGUGCUCUCGUGCGACCCCAACCCGUGCCAGAACAACGGCACGUGUGCACAACUCACACCCACCUCCAACUUCACGUGCACAUGCCCCGCGGGGUUCAACGGCACAGUCUGCCAGGUGCUCCCGUCGCCCAGUCCGUCUGCUAGUCCAUCGGCUACACCGACACCUUCAGCGACACCCACGCCAUCAGUAGCACCCACCCCUUCAGUCACACCCUCGGCCACCGUUUCUCCGACGCCGACCAGCUCACCGUCGCCUUCGGCUUCGCAGAGUACGGGAGCCAGCCCUUCACCCACGCCAUCCUUCCGGGACGGAUGCACCGAUCGUCCGUGUCAGAACAACGGCACCUGUGCGGUCAUAUCCGGGGGCACGGGCUUCGAGUUUAUCUGCAGGUGUGAAGGGGACUUUACAGGCGAUACAUGUGAGACACCCAUCAUCGACUGCGACCCCGAUCCCUGUCUCAAUGGCGGCGUUUGUAUAGACCCCGUGGGCACCGCAAACUCCACCUGCGACUGUACCGGUACAAACUUCACCGGGAUUACAUGCACCACGCCUAUAGCCCCGACCCCUCCCGAUGCGUGCGAUAGUAGUCCUUGCGCGAAUGGGGGAAUCUGCACCAGCCAAAUAGGUACCACGGGGUUUCAGUGUGAGUGUCAAGAACCCAUGGCGGGCAGUGUGUGCGAUAUCAGGUACGUUUUGACGGUCGUCGCCGAUAUCAGCACCUUCAACAAGACGGCAUUUGCGAUUGGGCUGGCCCAGGCUACGGGACAGGCAACCGACUCCGUGAUGGUGUACAACGUUUCUGCGGGUUCUGUUCUGGCUCAGAUGGACAUGUCCGACGAAGGCAUUGAGACAACCACAGAACUGAUUCAAAGCGGUGACACGGGGAUCACCAACUUAGGCAUUUCUAGUGCGUCGAAGAACGACGUCAUUGUCGCUACAAAUCCCUCUAUCAGCUCAGACGAUUCGUCGGGCCUCGGCAUCGGGGCGAUUAUCGGCAUAGCCGUCGGCGCAGUGGUCGUUCUUUUGUUAAUUGCAGUCGGCGUAUGGUGGUGUCUGCGACGGAGGAGAUCGCAGAAGGUAGCCCCCCCGGAAACGGACCCCGUUCCUCGC
This is a messenger RNA of Sphaeroforma arctica JP610, 2487 nucleotides long. RefSeq lists its product as hypothetical. Gene Ontology annotation, molecular function: calcium ion binding. Gene Ontology annotation, cellular component: protein-containing complex; plasma membrane. The annotation marks the transcript as partial. The record is from RefSeq and is a predicted model, not a curated record. Lineage: Eukaryota; Ichthyosporea; Ichthyophonida. Gene Ontology annotation, biological process: establishment or maintenance of epithelial cell apical/basal polarity; heterophilic cell-cell adhesion. The transcript is spliced from 5 exons.